Phoenix dactylifera (date palm) is the source of this 1919-nucleotide messenger RNA. The record is from RefSeq and is a predicted model, not a curated record. NCBI's taxonomy places the organism in Eukaryota, Viridiplantae, Streptophyta, Magnoliopsida, Arecales, Arecaceae.
CUGCCAGAAUCAAAGGUGUCUCCAGUCUGGCCCUUGGGUGGGUGAGAUGCAAAGCUGGGAGACGAACUCUUCCAUUAUUUAACACCCAGAGUCAGAGAAGAUGGGAAAGGAGCGCAAGGAGGCUCACCACUUUCAGUCCCAAGAGGCCAUGGAUCCCUACAAGUUUCGUCCGUCAAGUGCUUUCGACACCACUUACACGACCACCAAUGCUGGUGCGCCCGUUUGGAACGAUGACCAGGCACUAACCGUGGGACCAAGAGGACCCAUUCUCCUGGAGGACUACCAUUUGAUCGAAAAGAUUGCCCAUUUUGCCCGGGAGCGCAUUCCAGAGCGCGUUGUUCAUGCCAGGGGCGCCAGCGCCAAGGGCUUCUUUGAAUGCACUCAUGAUGUCACUCACCUCACCUGUGCCGACUUCCUCCGUGCACCCGGCGUCCAAACUCCGGUCAUCGUUCGUUUCUCUACCGUCAUUCAUGAACGUGGAAGCCCCGAAACCAUUCGAGACCCUCGCGGUUUCGCCGUCAAGUUCUACACUAGGGAGGGCAAUUGGGAUCUCCUGGGAAACAAUUUCCCAGUGUUCUUCAUUCGCGACGGUAUUAAGUUCCCCGACGUGAUCCAUGCCUUCAAACCCAACCCCAAGUCCCACAUCCAGGAGUACUGGAGGGUCUUCGACUUCCUGUCGCACCACCCGGAGAGCUUGCACACAUUCUUCUUCCUCUUCGAUGAUGUCGGCGUUCCAUCCGACUACCGGCACAUGGAAGGCUUCGGUGUCAACACUUACACUUUCAUCAACAAGGAGGGGAAGGUUCAUUACGUGAAGUUCCACUGGAAGCCGACCUGUGGGGUGAGGUGUUUGUCAGAGGAAGAGGCAAUAGUCGUCGGUGGCAAGAACCACAGCCAUGCUACUCAGGAUCUCUGUGAGUCCAUUGCUGCAGGGAACUAUCCCGAAUGGAAGCUCUACGUUCAGGUCAUGGAUCCUGACCAUGAGGACCGCUACGACUUCGAUCCGCUCGACGAUACCAAGACCUGGCCUGAGGAUAUUCUGCCCCUCCAGCCGGUCGGCAGGCUGGUCUUGAACCGAAACAUCGACAAUUUCUUUGCGGAGAAUGAGCAGCUCGCCUUCGGCCCGGGGCUUGUUGUGCCUGGGAUCUAUUACUCUGACGAUAAGAUGCUUCAGUGCAGGGUUUUUGCCUACGCUGACACCCAGAGGUACAGGCUCGGGCCGAACUACUUGAUGCUUCCAGUGAAUGCGCCAAAAUGUGCUUUCCACAACAAUCACUUUGAUGGACUGAUGAAUUUCAUGCAGAGGAACGAGGAGGUGGAUUACUUCCCUUCAAGGCACCAUCCCCUUCGACAUGCAGAGAGGUUUCCCAUUCCUUCCCGUGUGGUCACCGGCAAGCGAGAGAAGACAGUAAUUCCCAAGCAAAAUGAUUUCAAGCAACCAGGGGAGAGAUACCGCUCCUGGGCGCCCGAUAGGCAAGAGCGAUUUGUCCGUCGAUGGGCCGAGGCAUUGGGGCACCCUAAGGUCAGCCAUGAACUCCGUAGCAUCUGGAUCACAUACCUGACACAGUGUGAUGUAUCACUGGGUCAGAAGGUUGCGAAUCGCCUCAAUGUCAAACCAAGCAUGUGACAAGGAUGCAGAUGCUGAGCCAUAUGCUACAUGUUUGUGCAGAGUAUGAUGUGUCUAUGCCAAUCAGAGUUCAGUUCAUCAGAACAAGGCUCCUUGAGUGUAGUAACUAUCAAUAAGGUGACUAUCUAGUUAUCAGAAAAGAAAAACCAAUGCAACUAUUUCAGCACCAUGCUGUACUUAUAGAUCUAAAUGGCAUCUAAAUGGCACCAUGUUUGUCUGAUUAAUAGUUGGACUUGAUUGGGAGAGAUUCUGCAUUAAUUUCCUUCAGGAAAUCCGAAUAUUAUCAUUCUAA